AUUAGUAAACAUUUUAAAAGGGAUCAACCAAUUCAUAAUUUAACUCGGACAUAAACUAAGGCAUACUGAUGUGCAGGAAAUUUUUCUAUCAUAAGAUGGCAAUGAUAUGACAUUGUUACUUAUGCUAAAUUUAGUUCAAUAACAGGAAAAGACUGAUCCCAGAAGUUAUCUCUGUGUGUUCCAAUGGCUGCGGUUAUGUAUGCCGCAGCAGCACUCCAGUAUUUCUCAUUGUCUAUAGACUGCCAACCGUUGAUAGAUGAACACGAUUUCUUAGAGAGAUUUCCUUCCACGGAUAAUCUGAACAGGGAAGUUGUCAUAGAAAACUUAGCGAAGCAGCUUUCACUGGUGACCAUUCGGGAAUCUGACGAAAAUUUGAGAAAGUCUGAUAUCAAUGCAGGAAACACAUGUGAGGAGGGACAAGAAAGAAAGUUAAAUGACAACAAUAAUGAAUGCAAUGUCACUGUCUUCGAAUACCCAUUCCGACUCGUUGGAGGAGUUUCAGAAAAAGAAGGACGAUUAGAAGUCUAUAUGAAUGGACAGUGGGGGACCGUGUGUGACGAGGACUGGGAUGUGAUUGACGCUCGAGUGGUUUGUCAGAGUCUAGGCUUCAUCGGACAUACCAUUCCUUUAUUAAAUGCUACAUUUGGUGAAGGCACGGGGCCUAUAUGGAUGUCAUCUGUCAAUUGUUCUGGACGCGAGCAUUCAAUCAAAAAGUGUGUGUACAAAGGCAAACACAAGUGUUCCCACAGCAACGAUGCUGGUGUUAGAUGUACCGACGAUGGAAUUCGGCUUGUGAAUGGAAAAUCAUGGAGAGAGGGUCGAGUGGAAGUACAUAAAGACGGAGAGUGGGGGACAGUGUGUGAUGACGGCUGGGGUGACCAGGACGCCUCGGUUGUGUGUCGUGCAUUUGGAUUACUAGGGAAUGCAGCUCACGAUGUCAACUUUGGAGAGGGAACAGGAUCAAUUGUCCUUGGAAACGUACGCUGCAAUGGGACUGAAAGCAACUUCUGGAAAUGUAAACAUUCAAAACUUUCAUCCUUUUUUUGCUGGUCCUUGAAGGUCGCUGGUGUGAAAUGUUUCGAAGAUUCACCGAUCCGUUUAGCUGGUGGAAAAUCUCCUACAGAGGGCCGAGUGGAGGUGUAUCUAAAUGGUCAGUGGGGCACCGUGUGUGAUACAUCAUUCGAUACACGUGAUGCAAAGGUUUUAUGUAACUCCCUCGAUUAUGGACAGCAUGGUUUAGGCGCCGAUGGCAGUGUGUUUGGACAAGGUAGGGGUCCAGUAUGGCUGAAUAACCUUCGCUGUUAUGGAGGUGAAUUGUCAGUCCUUCAGUGCAGUCAAUCUCGAUAUGGGAAGAACGCCUGCCAUCAUUCUCGUGACGUCGGAAUAGUCUGUAUGAAUGCUACAAACAAUUUGGUCAGACUUGUUGGUGGAAACACAGAGAGAGCUGGAAGGGUUGAAGUCCUAGUUAACCAGUGGGGUGGGGUUUGUGAUUUCAACUGGGACAGGGAGGAUGCGUCAGUCGUAUGCAGAAGUCUGGGUUACACUGGUUUUUACAUUCCAACUUCAAAGAGUUGGUUCGGGGGAAGUGAAUCCACCUGGUUGAGUAAUUCAGCGUGUAGGGGAAACGAACCAUCACUUCUCGACUGUCCCCAUAAUCUGAUCGGGCGUAGUUGUCAUUCUGGAAAAACGGCAGGCGUCAUUUGUUUAAAUCAAACUACAGUUAGGAUCGUCAAUGGAGUUUCUGAAUCAGAAGGAAUGGUCGAAGUCUAUUUAGACGGACAAUGGGGAUACAUAUGUGAUGAAGAAUGGGAUUAUUGGGAUUCCCUUGUUGUAUGUCGAGAUUUGGGGUAUUCAGGGUAUUCCAUGAUAUCGUCAUAUCCAAUAUCGAUGAACGAUACUAGGAAAAUAUUUGUAUCGACAUUUGACUGUUCUGGAAAGGAAGACUCUCUCUGGCUUUGUGAUUUUCCAAACAUUGGAUCUGUUAGCUGUCCAAAAAGCAAUGUUGCAGGAAUCCUUUGUACAAAUGAAUCAUCAUAUAAACUGAGACUUGUGAAUGGCAGCUCUGAAAAUGAAGGUCGCGUCGAGAUUUUUAUCAAUAAGGAAUGGGGAACCAUAUGUGGAAUGAACUGGGAUUCUGCGCAUGCACAGAUUAUAUGCAGACAUUUGGGGUAUUUUGGGCUAUCGUCUUUAGCAGGAAAUCAUGUUUUUGGAAAAGGCGUGGGAAGAAUUUGGAUAUCAAAUUUAACAUGUGAUGGAAGUGAAAACUCUUUAUUAGAGUGUGGAAAACUAUAUACACAUAACCAUUGUUCCCAUGAAGAUGACGCGGGGGUUCUAUGUCACGAUAGCACAAGUCGUGGGACUCAACUCGUUAAUGGCAUAUCUACAAAUGAAGGUGGAGUCGAAGUGUUUCUGAAUGGGCGUUGGGUAGGUGUGUGUGAUGACGAAUGGGAUAGAGAGGACGCAAAGGUCAUCUGCAGAAGUCUUGGAUUUAGAGGGUUUUCUGUGGCGACUUCAGGCUCGAUUUUUAACGAGCGAAAUUCCACUAUCCUGGUGAAUCAGUGCGACUGUGAAGGAUCAGAAAGAUACCUCCUAGCAUGCAAACAUUUGAUAACAACGGAUUGUGUAAUAACCCAGAUGGCGGGAGUUCUUUGUGUUGAAAACGGAACAAAUUUUAUACGCCUUAUUAAUGGCAGCUCUGAUAAUUACGGAAGACCUGAGAUAUACGUCAACGGAAAAUGGGGAGGAAUAUGUAGUAACAAAUGGAGUCCCCUGGAGUCAAACGUUAUUUGUAGAAGUCUAGGAUACUUGGGACACGUCCCGUCAGAGAAGGAUUUUGAACCUGGUACGGAGUUUAUCUGGAUGCAUAAUGUCUCGUGCAACGGAAGAGAGCGUCACAUUUUGGAGUGUAACCACAGCAUUAAUAACCAGCGGCACUGUGAAGGUGGUAGUGUAGGAGUAACCUGUUCAAAUUCAGCAACAGGCUAUAUUCGACUUGUGAAUGGGAAGUCAGAAAAUGAAGGACGACUUGAAGUGUAUCACAAUGGCGAAUGGGGAACUGUGUGUGAUGAUGGAUGGGAUUCAGACGACACCAAAGUAGUGUGUAGAAGUCUGGGAUACACAGGGGCGGUGGAUUAUUGGUGGCGCGCCCAUUUUGGGAGUGGAAGUGGACCCAUAGUUCUUAGCAAUGUUCACUGUACAGGAACAGAGGCCUCUCUGUUUAAUUGUGAAGCCGGAACUGGUGAUAAUUGUUUUCACUCGGAAGAUGUUGGAGAAGAUCGAUCCCAGAAUAUCCGAGUUUCAAUGGCUGCGGCUAUGUAUGCCGUAGCAGCACUCCUGUAUUUCUCAUUGUCUAUAGACUGCCAACCGUUGAUAGAUGAACACGAGUUUUUAGAGAGAUUUCCUUCCACGAAUAAUUUGAACAGGGAAGUUUUCAUAGAAAACUCUCUGAAGCAGCUUUCACUGAUAAGAAUUCAGGAAUCUGAUGAAAAUUUGAAGAAGUCUGAUAUCAAUGCAGGAAACACAUGUGAAGAGGGACAAGAAAGAAAGUUAAAUGACAACAAUAAUGAAUGCAAUGUCACUGUCUUUGAAUAUCCAUUCAGACUCGUUGGAGGAGUUUCAGAAAAAGAAGGACGAUUAGAAGUCUAUAUGAAUGGACAAUGGGGGACCGUGUGUGACGAGGGCUGGGAUGUGAUUGACGCUCGAGUGGUUUGUCAGAGUCUAGGCUUCAUCGGACAUACCAUUCCUUUAUUAAAUGCUACAUUUGGUGAAGGCACGGGGCCUAUAUGGAUGUCAUCUGUCAAUUGUUCUGGACGCGAGUAUUCAAUCAAAAAGUGUGGGUACAAAGGCAAACACAGGUGUUCCCACAGCAACGAUGCUGGUGUUAGAUGUACCGACGAUGGAAUUCGGCUUGUGAAUGGAAAAUCGUGGAGAGGGGGUCGAGUGGAAGUACAUAAAGACGGAGAGUGGGGGACAGUGUGUGAUGACGGCUGGGGUGACCAGGACGCCUCAGUUGUGUGUCGUGCAUUUGGAUUACUAGGGAAUGCAGCUUACGAUGUAAACUUUGGAGAGGGAACAGGAUCAGUUGUACUUGGAAACGUACGCUGCAAUGGGACUGAAAGCAGCUUCUGGAAAUGUAAACAUUCAAGCCCUUCAUCCUUUAUUUGCUGGUCCUCGAAGGCCGCUGGUGUGAAAUGUUUUGAAGAUUCACCGAUCCGUUUAGUUGGUGGAAAAUCUCCUACAGAGGGCAGAGUGGAGGUGUAUCUAAAUGGUCAGUGGGGCACCGUGUGUGAUACAUCAUUCGAUACACUUGAUGCAAAGGUUUUAUGCAACUCCCUCGAUUAUGGACAGCAUGGUUUAGGCGCCGAUAGCAGUGUGUUUGGACAAGGUAGGGGUACAGUAUGGCUGAAUAACCUUCGCUGUUAUGGAGGUGAAUUGUCAGUCCUUCAGUGCAGUCAAUCUCGAUAUGGGAAGAACGCCUGCCAUCAUUCUCGUGACGUCGGAAUAGUCUGCAUGAAUGCUACAAACAAUUUGGUCAGACUUGUUGGUGGAAAUUCAAAGAGAGCUGGAAGGGUUGAAGUCCUAGUUAAGAACCAGUGGGGUGGGGUUUGUGAUUUCAACUGGGACAGGGAGGAUGCGUCAGUCGUAUGCAGAAGUCUGGGUUACACUGGUUUUUACAUUCCAACUUCAAAGAGUUGGUUCGGAGGAAGUGAAUCCACCUGGUUGAGUAAUUCAGCGUGUAGGGGAAACGAACCAUCUCUUCUCGACUGCCCCCAUAAUCUGAUCGGGCGUAGUUGUCAUGCUGGAAAAACAGCAGGCGUCAUUUGUACUAAUCAAACUACAGUUAGAAUCGUCAAUGGAGUCUCUGAAUCAAAAGGAAUGGUCGAAGUCUAUUUAGACGGACAAUGGGGAUACAUAUGUGGUGAAGAAUGGGAUUAUUGGGAUGCUCGUGUUGUAUGUCGAGAUUUGGGGUACUCAGGGUAUUCCGUGAUAUCGUCAUAUCCAAUAUCGAUGAACGAUACUAGGAAAAUAUUUAUUUCGACACUUGACUGUUCUGGAAAUGAAGACUCUAUAUGGCUUUGUGAUUUUCCAAACAUUGGAACUGUUAGCUGUCCAAAAAGCAAUGUUGCAGGAAUCCUUUGUACAAAUGAAUCAUCAUAUGAACUGAGACUUGUGAAUGGCAGCUCUGAAAAUGAAGGUCGCGUUGAGAUUUUCAUCAAUAAGGAAUGGGGAACCAUAUGUGGACAGAACCGAAAUUCGGCAAGGAUUAUCUGCAGACAUUUGGGGUAUUCCGGGUUAUCAUCUUUAACAGGAAAUAAUGUUUUUGGAAAAGGCUUGGGAAGAAUUUGGAUAUCAAAUUUAACAUGUGAUGGAAGUGAAAAGUCUUUAUUAGAGUGUGGAAAGCUUUAUACACAUAACCACUGUUCCCAUGAAGAUGACGAGGGGGUUCUAUGUCACGAUAGCACAAGUCAUGUCAUACGCCUUGUUAAUGGCAGCUCUGAUAAUGAAGGAAGACCUGAGAUAUACGUCAACGGAAAAUGGGGAGGGAUAUGUAGUAACAAAUGGAGUCCUACCGAGUCCUACAUUCUUUGUAAAAGUCUAGGAUACUUUGGACACGUCCCGUCAGAGAAGGGUUUUGGACCUGGUACGGAGUAUAUCUGGAUGCAUAAUGUCUCGUGCAACGGAAGAGAGCGUCACAUUUUGGAGUGUGACCACAGCAUUAAUGACCAGCGGCACUGUGAAAACGGAAGUGUGGGAAUAAUCUGUUCAAAUUCAUCAAAAGAUUACAUUCGACUUGUGAAUGGAAAAUCAGAAAAUGAAGGACGUCUUGAAGUGUAUCACAAUGGCGAAUGGGGAACUGUGUGCGAUGAUGAUUGGGAUUUAGACGACACCAAAGUAGUCUGUAGAAGUCUGGGAUACACGGGACCGGUGAACAAAUGGUGUUGCGCCCACUUUGGGAGUGGAAGUGGACCCAUAGUUCUUGGAAAACUUAAAUGUACAGGAGAAGAAACAUCACUGUUUCAUUGUAAAACCGAAACAUUUACCUGUUCUCAUUGGGAAGAUGUUGGAGUAAAAUGUACUUAAAGGAAGUGUAUAUGUUUUUGUCGUGAACUAUAAAGUCAUGUAAAUUUCAUGAACAAUAAUAUAUUUUGUAUAUACUACAUGUAAUUGCAAACGGUUAAUCGCCAGGACUUUUUUAUUCAAAUUUAGUCACGUGUAGAACAUGUAGAAUUUAAAUAUUCAUUUGCAAAUUAACAAAUAGAAAAUCAGAACCAAUUAUUAAGAUCAAUUGAAAGUCAUUAAAAUUUUCAUAAUUAUUGUCACAUUAAGGACUGAAUACUGUCUUUCUUUUUAUCUCUCUCCUGACACACUAGUUGUUUGUCUGGUCUUUUUAAAGAACAUAAUUUUCUAUAAGUUGUAUUGUAGUGUAGGAAAUCUUUUGAUACGCGGAAGUACAUGAUAGUUAUUUGGUCCAAGUAUAUAAGGUUCUGGUCGAGGUAAAUUGGUCAUCGACAAGCAAUCAGCCAGUUCAAGCACGUUUUUGUGUGCGUUUGUGUGUGUGCAUUCCUGUAAUAUUGAUAUACACAUUAUGUUUUGUAGAUUGUAUUUGACGUACUUCUUGGUGUCUACUUCCAUUUCCUCGCUAUCUAAGUCACGUGAUGUUUGUAUACUAUAAUUAACUGGUCGAUAGGCGCUCAACACACUCUAUAGGUCGUUUUUUCAUAUAUUUCUUCAAAAUCUUUUUAGAAAUAUUUUAUGUUCGGAUGAGUGAAACAUAGAAAAACAUUUCUGUUUUUCAUUAACAGGAAAUGCUGUAAUGACCGUAGAAGAACUACAUCAUAAAAGACAUUUCUAUAAAUUUAAAAAUGAAUGCAACAACAUGCAAUUUCUUCACAUCUUAUUUUUCAUGUGCAAAUGUUACAAUACCGUGUUUGAGUAUUACUUUGGCAUAUAAUGAUACGAUGAAAAUGAAAUUAACCUUUCUAUUUCCAAAUGCAUCAUUUCACUCUCCUUUUCGACAGGAAUUUAUCACAUUAAAUAGUUCAUCUUUAUGAUAUUCACCUUUACAUUACCUAACUUUAAUAUCCGUCUUCAUCUUCACUUUAGCAUGUUUUCAAAAUUCUAUUCAUCUUAUUCUAUCAUGUCCUUUACUUUCAUUUUUGUAUAAAGCCAUUAUUGAUUUAAGGUGUUUCAUAUUUUGUAUUUGAUUUUCCAUCUGUUCAUUUUCAUUGAUAUAAAAGAUUUCCUUUAUAGUUUGAUGUUUACAUAUAUUCAAGUCAUACGUAUUCUGACUUUCUAAUUCUGAAAAUAAAAAUAAUUCCAUUCUUA
This is a messenger RNA of Ostrea edulis (European flat oyster), 7326 nucleotides long. RefSeq names its product deleted in malignant brain tumors 1 protein-like. The transcript has 38 exons. Gene Ontology annotation, cellular component: membrane. Bases 184 to 6081 code for a protein of 1965 amino acids. The record is from RefSeq and is a predicted model, not a curated record. NCBI's taxonomy places the organism in Eukaryota, Metazoa, Mollusca, Bivalvia, Ostreida, Ostreidae.